CAGGUCAAACGGAGGCCAUAAUUUUUGUGGUUCGCAAAUUGAUAACAUCAGCCAAACAUAUGCUAUGUUUUUCGUGUUCAUAUAAACGAAAACCUGCCGCUCCGGCGCCGGCGCCGCAUUUGCAACUCUCCGAUACUUAACUUCCCGUUCCUCGUCUCAUUAUUUUUCCGACCUAAAUUCACAAGUAAUUUCCCCUGGGCCCCAAUCCACUCUCUCAUAUUCACUCAUCAUCCUCACUUUUUCCGACUCACGAUGACCGCUGACAAUCAGGUUGGAUUUUUGGUGCCUCUGAAUCCUAGUAACUUGGAGGAACAAAAGGACUCUUCAAUUCCCAAAAUUUCACUCGCUGAGGGCAUUAAUUACGUUGGCCGCAAUUGCAUUCCGGUAAUUGAUAAACGGCUCAGUAGGAAGCAUCUUACACUCAACAUCUCCGCCAAUGGUUCUGCCGAAAUUCUCGUUGAAGGAACGAAUCCAGUUGUAGUAAGGGCCAGGAAUGAGAGAAAAAAGCUUUUAUCUGGAGAAAAAUGCACAAUUGGAAAUGGUGAUGUUUUGGAAAUGAUACCUGGGCAUUACCUUUUCAAGUACCUGAUCGCGAAGAACAUGGAAAGUUCAUCAAAACAGAAAAGACCUCUGAAUAAAGAAAGCAAUAGCAGCAAAGACCAGGCUUAUAGUAGCAAGAAAACACGGAACAUUUGUGAGGACACUUUGGUGAGAAAGCAUCUGCUUCUCAUUAGUUUUUUGUUUGAAUGUUUGCAGUGGCCUGAAUUUACUGCAAAUAUACCAUCCCUUGGCAGCGUUACGAUUAAUUCAUCAUUCUUCAAGAAGUUCAACUAUAGCAGUGCAGUGGUCAGGCUGAUUGCAUCUGUUCCGGGAUAUCAUUCUGGUUCCAAUUUAAAAAAAUGGGGACAUAUGAAGUUGCGCACUGUUCUUCAGGAGUGUACCUUCGAGAAAGAGUUUCACAUGUCUCCUUUAGUUUGUCAGUUUUCUUCGUUAGGCUCUUUGGAUGAGAAGUGGAUGGCUGAGCUAACAGCUUCAAUGUCAGCUGGGGUUACAGAAGAAAAAAAGCCUCUGGGUCUGGGGAAGCCCUUGAUAAUAUGGCCAACUGUGGAAGAUGUCAGAUGCUCUUUAGAGGGAUAUGCAGCUGGAAAUGCCAUCCCGAGCCCAGUAAAAAAUGUGGAGAAAGAGUUUCUGAAAAAGUAUUGGGCGAAAUGGAAGGCAAGCCACACUGGUCGCUGUCAUGCAAUGCCUCACAUAAAGACAUUCACACGUUAUAAUGGUCAAAACCUUGCAUGGUUCUUGCUUACUUCAGCAAACCUCAGCAAAGCUGCAUGGGGGGCUCUUCAGAAAAACAGUUCUCAAUUGAUGAUACGUUCCUAUGAGCUGGGAGUGCUUUUUUUGCCGUUUUCUGGCAAUCAUUGUUGUGAAUUUUCUUGCACGUAUAAUGGCAAUCACUCAGAGGCUAAAUCAGAAUCGUCAAGAAGGUCUGAAGUGAAGAGAACAAAGCUGGUCACUUUGGCUUGGAAAGGAAACCGAAAUGCAGAAUCUACCGAAGUAAUUCAAUUGCCCAUCCCUUAUGAGCUUCCUCCUAAACUCUACUCCUCUGAAGAUGUACCCUGGUCCUGGGAUCGCCAAUAUACACAGACGGAUGUAUAUGGUCAAGUUUGGCCUCGGCAAGUACAACUUUAUACUUGCCAAGAUUCGUGAUGUAAGUAAUGUAAAGUAGUGUUUUCCUAGUUUGCUUCUGUUGGGGUCGGUUAAAAUCUUCUUUAAGUUAAAACUAUCGUUAGUGCUUGCCCUGUCUCAAUAAUUAGAUCUCGGUACUUAUUGUUGGAGUUCAAGUUUCAAUAUGUUAUUGUUAUUUUUCAGUAGUUUCAAUUAUUCAAAGUUCAUUUCCA
Molecule: messenger RNA, 1895 nt
Organism: Olea europaea var. sylvestris
Lineage: Eukaryota; Viridiplantae; Streptophyta; Magnoliopsida; Lamiales; Oleaceae
Product: tyrosyl-DNA phosphodiesterase 1-like
Exons: 12
Coding region: 253-1704 (483 amino acids)
Biological process (GO): double-strand break repair; single strand break repair
Cellular component (GO): nucleus
Molecular function (GO): double-stranded DNA binding; 3'-tyrosyl-DNA phosphodiesterase activity; single-stranded DNA binding
Source: RefSeq, a predicted model, not a curated record